Molecule: messenger RNA, 2053 nt
Organism: Sciurus carolinensis (gray squirrel)
Lineage: Eukaryota; Metazoa; Chordata; Mammalia; Rodentia; Sciuridae
Product: zinc finger protein OZF-like
Exons: 3
Coding region: 213-1778 (521 amino acids)
Biological process (GO): negative regulation of transcription by RNA polymerase II
Molecular function (GO): DNA-binding transcription repressor activity, RNA polymerase II-specific
Source: RefSeq, a predicted model, not a curated record
UAUUAAUAAAUAAAGUCAUCACCUCCAUGGGAGUCUACUCUCAUUGCAACUUCUAUUAAGUUAAAAACUCUGUGAAUGAUCAAGUAUUCAGUGUAGUAUUUAUAUACCUCUUAUUUCAGGAUCUGUUGACAUUCAGAGAUGUGGCCAUUGAUUUCACUGAAGAGGAGUGGGCAUGCCUUCAGCCAGCUCAACAGAACUUAUAUCGAGAUGUAAUGCUCGAGAAUUACAGAAACUUGGUCUUCCUGAAUCUCUGUGUCUUGGGAGACAGAAACCAGUUUUCACACAGUCCUCAAAUAAGUCAGAAAUGUUUGUCAAUGACAUGUCAAGAUACCCAAGAAUUUUCACCAGACCAGGGCAUAAGACAUAUAUUUCAAAAAGUGAUUAAUUUAAAAUAUGGAAAUUGUGACCUUGACAAUUCACAACAGAGGACAUUAUGGAAAACUUUAAGUGAGAGUGAACACCACAAAUCAUAUUAUCAGAAAUCAGACCUAGUUCACUGGCAGAGAAUUUAUACUGUAGAGAAGUGCUACAAAUGUAUAGCAUAUGACAAAGGUUUUAAUGAAAAAUUACACCUUAUUUGCCAUCGGAGUAUUCUUCUGGGAGAGAAACCCUAUCAAUGUAAAGAAUGUGGCAAAAAUUUUAAUUGCAGGUCCCACCUUACUCAACACCAGAGAAUUCAUAUUGGGGAGAAGCUCUGCCAAUUUAAAGAAUGUGACAAAACUUUUAAUGCAAAAUCAAGCCUUAGUCACCAUCUAAGAAUUCAUACAGGAGAGAAGCCUUACAAAUGUACAGAGUGCAACAGAGUUUUUCUUAAAAAGUCAUACCUUACUCAACACCAGAUAAUUCAUACUGGAGAGAAACCCUACAACUGUACAACAUGCAACAAACAUUUUCAUAAAAAAUCAAACCUUAUUGGCCUUAAGAGAAUUCAUACUGGAGAGAAGCCAUAUAAACGUAAAGAAUGUGGCAAAGAUUUUAAUGCUAAAUCAAGCCUUGUUCAUCACCAGAGAAUUCAUACUGAAGAGAAGCCUUACAAAUGUGUAGUAUGCAACAAAGGUUUUAAUGAAAAAUCAAACCUGAUUCGCCACCAGAGAAUUCAUACUGGAGAGAAGCCCUAUAAGUGUACAAUAUGCAACAAACCUUUCUGUAGAAAAUCAAGCCUCAUUUGCCAUCAGAUGGUUCAUACUGGAGAGAAGCACUACCAAUGUAAAGAAUGUGGCAAAGCUUUUAAUUGGAGGUCAAGCCUCACUCAUCACGAGAGAAUUCAUACUGGAGAGAAGCCAUACAAGUGUAAAGAAUGUGGCAAAGCUUUUAAUCGGAGGUCACGCCUUACUGAACACCAGAGAAUUCAUACUGGAGAAAAGCCACACAAAUGUAAAGAAUGUGGCAAAGCUUUUAAUUGGAGGUCACACCUUACUGAACACCAGAGAAUUCAUACUGGAGAAAAGCCACACAAAUGUAAAGAAUGUGGCAAAGCUUUUAAUCAGAGUUCACACCUUACUCAACAUCAGAGAAUUCAUACUGGAGAAAAGCCAUACAAGUGUAAAGAAUGUGGCAAAGCUUUUAUUGUAAAAUCAACCCUUAUUCUCCACCAGAGAAUUCAUACUGGAGAGAAGCCCUAUGAAUGUAAAGAAUGUGGCAAAGCCUUUAAUCAGAAUUCACACCUUACUCGACACCAGAGAAUUCAUACUGGAGAGAAACCAUAUCAAUGUAAAGAAUGUGGCAAAGCUUUUAAUGCACAAUCAAGACUUAUUCGACACCAUGCAAUUCAUAGUUGAGACAAACCCUACAAAUUUACAGAAUAUGACAAAGCCCUUAUUUGACCAUCAUACCUUAUUCAAUACCAGUAAAUUCAUACUGGUGAGAAACUUUAAGAAUGUGCAGACUGUGGUGUAAGUUUUAAUAAAAAAGAAUGCCAAAUUCACCAACAGGGAAAUCAUACUGGAGAGAAACCCUACAAAUGCAAAACUAUGACAAAACUUUUAAUGAAAAAGUGUGCAUUUCUUACUAGCAGAUAAAUCAUACUGGAAAAAAGGUCUAUAAAUAAAAAGAA